This is a messenger RNA of Nicrophorus vespilloides, 2698 nucleotides long. RefSeq lists its product as uncharacterized. Lineage: Eukaryota; Metazoa; Arthropoda; Insecta; Coleoptera; Silphidae. Gene Ontology annotation, molecular function: guanyl-nucleotide exchange factor activity. Bases 1 to 2631 code for a protein of 876 amino acids. Gene Ontology annotation, cellular component: plasma membrane. The record is from RefSeq and is a predicted model, not a curated record. The transcript is spliced from 13 exons. Gene Ontology annotation, biological process: Ras protein signal transduction; positive regulation of GTPase activity.
AUGUCAAUUAACAGAAUACAGAAACUGUUAUUUUCUGAAUAUUGCGAUUUCGAAGACAUGGUUUUAGUUGAAAGUCCAUUUGCUGAAACCACGAGGGACGGGAAAGGACUUAGACAAGUACAUCUUGGUUUAACUCCAUCAAAAUUGGUAUUAGCAACGGAUAUCAUACCAAUAGCAGAAGAUACGUCAGUCACCUACAUGGCUGGUGUAGAUCCAGAUAUUGAAACUUUUGAGCUAAUUGCAGUUUAUCCAAUUGAUUGUGUUAAUUUGAGUGUGUUCCAUCGAAGAAAAAGACAAUCACUGAAAGCACGAUUUUGUAAUAACAAAAUCUUAUAUUUCGAGCUGGGUGGUUUCGAGAAACGCAACAUGUUUUGGAACCUAUGGUGUGAAAAGGUGAAAUUUUUAAAUCCGCAAGAUCCUUCUUCGUCGCAUUCUGAAACAUCUGUUGCCACGUCGACAACAAAUAGCACUCUGUACUUGAUAUCUAGUAAACGUUUUGCAAAGGAAACUGGAGUACAGCUUUGGUGUCGAUAUGCAUCUGCAGAUACAAUUGGUAUAACGCCGCCAAAAUGGACAGAUAAGCAUCUAUAUUUAGGUAAACAUUUUGAUGAAUCUCCUUUAAAAUAUACACCUGGAUCUAUGCAUCCUACAGUCGAACAAUUUGUACGUGCGAAAAGAAGGAAAAAAACAAUUUUUAAUAAUAAAGCUCUAAUCUCUUCUCUAAUCCGCGAUGAAUUUGGCGACGUUGAUGAUGAUGAUGAAGAAAAUGAUAAUUUUAACUUCAUGGCAAUUGAUGAAAACAAGGCUUUAAUAAAUAGAUUUUCGAUGGGCGUUACUGAAAAAUGCGAAGCAGCAUUGUGUUUACCAAACAAGAAAGUCUCCUCUGAUUUUUUAAUUAGCGAGGAGUCUUCAUCUGUUCAAUCUAUAGACACUGUGUUGUGUAUGCAAUUCGAAGAGGAAAAACGUGACAAAGAUCUUAACGAAAUGGCAGAAACAGCCGUGCAAUUAUGGGAAUUUUACAAAACUUCACCAUCGAGUUUGAGUAAACGAGAAAGAAGGCACAGACGGAGAUUCGCAAUUUCACCGCAGCCCCAUUUUUUUCAUGGACUUGGACCAUGGAAUGUUAACCACGGAGAACGAUUUUCGUUGCAAAUGAAAAGGGCAGUGUCGGUAGUUGCUAUAAAACGGCAACCGUUGGAAGCAGAAUUACGAUUGUCUAUAUCAAAACGUCAGCUAAUAGCAUCCAUAUCCUGCGAGACUUUAUAUAAAAAUGAAAAAUGGAUAAAUAAUAGUAAUAACAUAAUCAGAAUGCCUCCAAAGUUACCUAUGAUACUCUUUUGGACACCAGAAUAUUGGUACAGACCUAGAAGUGCCAAGGACUCAUAUCAAGAACUUCAAGAACAUAUGAAAAAAAUUAGAUUAUAUCAUCAACGCAUAACAUCAAAAGCUAGAAAACGUCGUCUCAGUCGUCUCAGUAUGUCUUAUAGACGACGAAGCGUUGUUAUUAAAAGUCCUGAUGAAAACACAGAUACUGAAACUGAUGAAAACACGAAAAGAAAUAAAUCAAGAAGAUUAUCAUUUGUAGCGGCAUUCAGGAAUUCGUUCAAGAGCGAUAAAGAAUUGUACGACAAGGAAACAUCGUUGCAGUUCUUAAAAAGGGUUUUGAAAAUGGAAAUAUCCCUAACGGCAUGGGAUUUUGAUUCAAAUACAUUAGCUUAUCAAUUGACUUUAAUUGAUAAAGAACUAUUUUUGAAAGUAACACCUUCUGAAUUUGGAAUUCUAUUAUGGCAGCAAUCUUCAAAAAAUGCACCAAACAUAGGAGCUUUAAUCGCAUUUUCACAUAGAAUAAGCUGCCUUGUCGUUACAGAAAUAUUGAAAGACGAUUCAGAGAAGAUACGAGCUAGAUUGGUUGCGAGAUUAAUAAACACGGCUGAAAAGUGUAAUAAAAUAGCAAACUUUCAAUCUUGUCGGAGUGUACUUUGUGGUUUACAGAGUCCCCCAAUAUAUAGGCUAUAUUCAAUGUGGACAUACAUACGAAAACGGCACUCAUCUAAAUACGAAACAUUUGAAAAAUUAUGUAGAAUAUAUAGAGAUCCGAGAUUAUCAAACUACCAAAAAACGUUUUAUAUCGCUAGUAAAGAUUCCCCUUGCUUGCCAUUUAUAGGCGACCUAAUUGGAAAAUUACUGGACAGAAUACCAGAAUAUGAUUGCUCAGUGGCAAAUACACUUGGAAUUAAAAUAGCAGUUAAGCAGAAAAAAACUAUUUUAACGGGUGACGAAAAAAGAGACGAUAUUCCGUCGUUGCUAAGAAAGUUACUGAGUUCAAUGAAAAUGUGGCAACCAGAGCCCGAUAAAGAUGAAUGUAAAUGUGAUAUAAUCCCUGGGAAUGAGAAAAUAAAUCAGUUUAAGAGUUUGUCGGAUUAUUACAAACCGCUCGACUACUACGAAGAUAAUAGACUGCAAUGCCUGGAAGAGAGCAUAGAAUUGUUAGAAAAAUAUCAAAAAUCUGCUUCACACUACAUUUACACAAAGAAUGACUUAGCUAGAGAGUAUUUAUUAAAAGCAAGGUAUAGAGAAGAUAAAGAGAAUUUUGCUCAUUCUUUCACUAUAGAAGCCCUAAAUACUGAUUAGUUAUUAUUAGGGUAAUAAAACUGUAUUAGUAAUUGGACUUCAACAAAUAUAAUCUAUCUUAACUUAA